Molecule: messenger RNA, 207 nt
Organism: Colletotrichum chrysophilum
Lineage: Eukaryota; Fungi; Ascomycota; Sordariomycetes; Glomerellales; Glomerellaceae
Exons: 2
Coding region: 1-207 (68 amino acids)
Source: RefSeq, a predicted model, not a curated record
AUGGGCGAUGUCUUUGAAAAUGCGGAGAUUAUCGGCAUUGAUCUGAGUCCUAUCCAGCCGAAAUGGGUUCCUCCGAAUGUGAAGUUCGAAGUCGACGAUGUCGAGAGUCCCUGGGUUGUGAGUUGCAAGUACAACUACAUCAUGUGCAGACACAUGGUGGCUUCAAUUCUGGACUGGCCGAAGCUUGUCCGCAACAUUUACGAGUAA